Molecule: messenger RNA, 999 nt
Organism: Penicillium expansum
Lineage: Eukaryota; Fungi; Ascomycota; Eurotiomycetes; Eurotiales; Aspergillaceae
Exons: 2
Coding region: 1-999 (332 amino acids)
Source: RefSeq, a predicted model, not a curated record
AUGAAAUUGCUGUGCGCAAUCCUCUGCCUAGGCAGUACACUCGCUUCCUCCAUCCACGAUUCUCAUCAACUCCGACUUCCUUUCGUUCCUUCUUCCGACAACAUUGAAGAUGGUGUCCGAUCAAGACUCUCCAUCGAUUUGUCCAUUCAGAAUGGAAGCCUAUACGCCAAUGAAUAUCAACUCUAUCCUCCAUCAGCGACAAUGCAGCUCAAUGCGCCCCUCUACGAAGUCACAGACCGAAUUAAUCCCAGUGACAAAACUGCUGAAUUAUCCUACAUCCUCGAGACCCAACCACUCCCCACAAACGAAAUCGGUUCCAUGGCGGAUAUGAUCCGCGUGCGAGUCGAGUUAUUCGAUCUACAGGGCAACCUGGUCUCACCGGACGCCGUAAUCGUUGACCUUCACGCCUACCAAAAUGGAAAUUAUGGCAUGACCCGCAUCCGUGUCGAACCAGCCCGCGGCAGUGACCAGGACGGGAAUUUCUAUCAAAAGAGCCAGGCAUGGGUGGUGAAUUACUGGAGGACCCAAUUCGGUUCCGUUUUCGAGAAGCCUAGAAGCAAAUCCAGGACCACGGAGCCAACCCACGACUCAGCCCCGGUUCCGAAAUCCCCCCACAACGGUGCUAUCAAGGUCAUCAACAGUGGAACCACAACGGAAUCCAAGAGUCGUUUCUUUUCCUUCUGGGCUACUCCGGCUCACCUCCACCACCACGCUGAACACCGUCGUCCUCACCACAGCCACCAUCACAAGAACUCUUUUAUGCGCAUCAUCCGUCCCAUCAUUCUUCCUGCUUUGUUGGGUACUGUCGCUGGGCUAAUGGCUUGUUUGGUGGGAUUCUUCGUCGGAAGCCUGCUGAUAUCCUUGGCGGUGCGCCUUGGAUGGCAGAAGGUACUAGGCGACAGAUCACGCAUUAUCUCGGUCGAAGAAGGCAUGGUUUCUGAAAAAGUCUCCAUGAUGCCACAUGUUUACGUGACAGACACAUCCGAGUCGAAUGUAUGA